AUGCUUUUCUUCAGCUUCUUCAAGACGCUGACCCAACAAACCGUAACGGUCGAGUUGAAGAACGACAUCUCCAUCCGCGGGACCUUGAAAUCAGUGGAUCAAUACCUGAACAUCAAACUCGACGACAUUGUCGUUCUCGACGAGUUGAAGUAUCCCCACCUGAGUUCGGUGAAGAACGUCUUCAUCCGCGGUUCCGUCGUACGAUACGUCCACCUGCCGCCGGACAAGGUUGAUCGUGGGCUCCUCGAGGAUGCCUGCCGCAGGGAGGCUAUGGCGCAGAAGGGAAAGGCCGCUUGA
Capronia epimyces CBS 606.96 is the source of this 297-nucleotide messenger RNA. Its product is annotated as U6 snRNA-associated Sm-like protein LSm2. Bases 1 to 297 code for a protein of 98 amino acids. The transcript has 2 exons. Gene Ontology annotation, biological process: mRNA splicing, via spliceosome. The record is from RefSeq and is a predicted model, not a curated record. Gene Ontology annotation, cellular component: U6 snRNP; precatalytic spliceosome; P-body. Gene Ontology annotation, molecular function: RNA binding. NCBI's taxonomy places the organism in Eukaryota, Fungi, Ascomycota, Eurotiomycetes, Chaetothyriales, Herpotrichiellaceae.